AUGGGUAGUGGUGGCAGGUUGGUGUUGGCUGCCUUCGUGGCGGUGGCGCUCGCCAUCUUGCACCCAUCGGCUGAGGCAGCAUCCCUCCGUGGUGGUGGUCCGUUCGACUCCAUCUUCGCCUUUGGCGACUCCUUCACGGACACAGGCAACAACCCCAUCGUCUUCGGCUGGUACAACGUCUUUGACGUCGUGAUGCGCCCUCCCUACGGCAUGACCUCCUUCGGUGGCCGCCCCACUGGCCGCAACUGCAACGGCCGCCUCAUCAUCGACUUCAUCGCUCAAGGCCUAGGCUUGCCUCUUGUGCCGCCGUACCUGUCGCACAAGGGGAGCUUCCGGCAGGGUGCCAACUUCGCCGUUGGUGGUGCCACCGCUCUCAACUCCAGCUUCUUCCACACCGGUGACCCUCCCGGCGCCAGCCCGUUCCCCCUCAACACCAGCCUUGAAGUGCAGCUUGGCUGGUUUGAGGAGCUCAAGCCUUCCUUGUGCCAAACGGACCAAGAGUGCAAGGAUUUCUUUGGGAGAUCGCUCUUCUUCGUGGGUGAAUUCGGAAUCAACGACUACCACUACUCGUACGGGAAGAAGAGCAUGCAGGAAAUCAGAGCAUUCGUCCCAGAUCUCAUUCAGACCAUCGCCAUGGGUGCCGAGAGAGUGAUCGAGCACGGGGCGAAGACUCUAGUCGUCCCUGGGAUGAUCCCAUCCGGAUGCGCGCCACCGAUCCUCGUCACCUUUGAGGACGCCGAUGCUUCGGAAUAUGACGCCACCACCGGCUGUCUCAAGGAGCCCAACGAGAUCGUGAAGCUCCACAACUCUCUACUGCGAGACGCGGUCCAGAAGCUGCGGGCGGAGCACCCCGAUGUGACCAUCAUCCACACCGACCUGUUCAACCACGUUAUGGAGAUGGUCAAGUCGCCUGAAAAAUUCGGGAUUAAAAAAGACGAUGUUCUUAGAGUUUGCUGUGGAGGACGUGGGAGGUACCACUACAACCUCUCGGUCGCUUGUGGUGACGAAGCCGCGAUGACGUGCGAGGAUCCGUCCACUCAUCUAUUCUGGGACGGUGUCCACUUGACGGAGGCAGCUUACCACCACAUUGCUGAAGAUUGGCUCAACACCAUAGUAAGCAGCCUGCCUACAACAGCUAGCUCUUAA
This is a messenger RNA of Triticum turgidum subsp. durum (durum wheat), 1146 nucleotides long. Lineage: Eukaryota; Viridiplantae; Streptophyta; Magnoliopsida; Poales; Poaceae. The record is from the annotation of a GenBank genome assembly.